This is a messenger RNA of Uncinocarpus reesii 1704, 690 nucleotides long. RefSeq lists its product as uncharacterized. Gene Ontology annotation, biological process: import into nucleus. Gene Ontology annotation, cellular component: cytoplasm. The record is from RefSeq and is a predicted model, not a curated record. Lineage: Eukaryota; Fungi; Ascomycota; Eurotiomycetes; Onygenales; Onygenaceae. The transcript has 2 exons. The coding region runs from base 1 to 690 and encodes 229 amino acids.
AUGACGACAGCAGCGGUAUUCGGCUGCACAGGAGCCGUCGGCUCUCAAAUUCUCGCCACUCUCCUUGCCUCAGACGCAUUCUCCUCCGUCAAAACAAUCUCACGAAGACUCCCGAAUGCUCAGUCCCCGAAGCUCCAAGCCCUCGAGGAAGGCGACACCUCCAAAUGGGGCGGCAUGAUCUCCUCCCUCUCCCCCAAACCAUCCGUGGUGUUCAACGCCGUCGGCACCACGAGAGCCGCAGCCGGCGGAAUCCAGAACCAGUGGAAGAUCGACCAUGAUCUGUGUAUAGAGAACGCCAAAGCGGCCAAGGAGGCGGAAGUAAAGACAUAUGUGUUCAUCUCCAGUGCCGGAACUAGGGGUUUCCUUGCUAGCCACGUACCGUACUCGAGAAUGAAGGUCGGCGUGGAGGACGCCAUCAAGGAGCUUGAUUUCGACCAUGCUAUCAUUCUGAGGCCGGGUAUGAUUCUCGGGAGGGAGAAGCCCAAAGCUCCGUUCUGGGAGAGUGUUGUCGGAAAUAUAAACAAGCUGGGGCAAGGGGUCCAGGAUAUGCUGGGCCAGGAUCAAACUACCAUUGGUAGGGCGGCCGUGAUGGCAGCUCGUAUGGCCGAAGAUGGAAAAGCACCGUCGAAAUACUGGGUUGUGGAACAGGCUGAUAUCGUCAAGUUUGGCAGGACUGAGUGGAAGGCGUAA